ACGGUUGUUGAGGUAAAAGAAAAAUGGCAUUAUCCGGCGAUUGCCGGAUCUCGCCCUCGGCCACUGACUACUUUCGUGGCAGCGGCACCAGUGCUAGAGUCGCGAUGAUCGGAAGUAACAGUAAGCUUGUGAAAUUCUGUAAUGGAGAGUUUAUGGGGAAGAAGCUCAAUCUCAGUCAACUCCGUCGUCAGGGCCCUCAUAGUAAGUUGCUUAGGCCUUACCUCUGCAUGUCUCUCACAACCGAUGCUCCUUCUGACGCUAAGGCUAAGCUGAGGGAUCUGGAGAUGGAAAAGCGGGACCCACGGACCGUUGCGGCCGUUAUACUAGGUGGAGGAGCUGGAACUCGUCUCUUUCCCCUGACCAAGCAAAGAGCCAAACCUGCUGUACCCAUCGGAGGUGCAUAUAGGCUUAUUGAUGUGCCAAUGAGCAACUGCAUAAACAGUGGGAUAAACAAAGUUUACAUUCUUACUCAGUUCAACUCUGCAUCGCUUAACCGGCAUAUUGCACGUGCCUACAACUUUGGCAAUGGAGUUAGCUUUGGAGAUGGUUUCGUUGAGGUUCUAGCAGCCACUCAGACUCCAGGAGAGGCAGGUAAAAGGUGGUUUCAGGGUACUGCAGAUGCUGUGCGGCAAUUUCAUUGGCUUUUUGAGGGUGCCAGAAGUAAGGAAAUAGAGGAUGUGCUUAUUCUUUCUGGUGACCAUCUAUACAGGAUGGACUACAUGGACUUCAUGCAGAAUCAUCGGCAGAGUGGUGCUGAUAUUAGUAUUUCUUGUAUACCUAUGGAUGACAGCCGCGCCUCAGAUUUCGGUUUAAUGAAGAUAGACAACAAAGGGAGGGUCCUGUCAUUUAGUGAAAAACCAAAAGGAGCGGAUUUGAAGGCAAUGGGAGUAGACACAACUGUUUUGGGGUUAUCACAAGAAGAAGCGCAAAAGAAACCAUAUAUUGCUUCGAUGGGAGUGUAUAUCUUCAAGAAGGAGAUACUUUUUAAUAUUCUGAGAUGGCGUUUUCCUACAGCAAAUGACUUUGGAUCUGAGAUAAUCCCUGCUUCAGCUAGAGAGUUCUUCAUCAAGGCUUAUCUAUUUAAUGAUUAUUGGGAGGACAUUGGCACAAUUAGAUCCUUCUUUGAGGCGAACCUUGCCCUCACUGAACAUCCUCCAAAAUUUAGCUUUUAUGAUGCUACAAAGCCAAUGUAUACAUCAAGAAGAAACUUGCCACCAUCAAGGGUUGACGCUAGCAAGAUCAUUGACUCAAUCGUAUCGCAUGGAUGUUUUUUGGAUAACUGUAUCAUGGAGCACAGUGUCGUUGGUAUACGAUCCCGAAUAAACUCUAAUGUGCACUUAAAGGAUACAGUGAUGCUUGGUGCUGACUAUUAUGAAACUGAUGCUGAAGUGGCAUCACUUUUGGCUGAGGGAAGGGUCCCAAUUGGAAUAGGAGAAAAUACAAAAAUCAGGGAUUGCAUCAUUGACAAAAAUGCAAGAAUUGGGAAAAAUGUCACAAUUUCUAACUCAGAGAAAAUUCAAGAGGCAGACAGGUCUUCAGAAGGGUUUUACAUCCGUUCUGGCAUUACCGUCAUAUUAAGGAACUCAACAAUCAAAGAUGGAAUUCUAAUUUGACAGUAUCUUUCUCAGUCCCACUUUGGGAUCAAUAAACUGCAAAUUAGCAGGCUCAGUAUGAAACAAGUGCCUUAAAUGUAAUUUUAUAAUUUUAAUCACAAUAGAUGUGAAUCCCUGUAUGUGAUAAUAUGGUUAAACUAUGCAGCAUAGAGCA
Telopea speciosissima is the source of this 1767-nucleotide messenger RNA. Its product is annotated as glucose-1-phosphate adenylyltransferase large subunit 3, chloroplastic/amyloplastic-like. The coding region runs from base 24 to 1613 and encodes 529 amino acids. The transcript has 15 exons. Gene Ontology annotation, molecular function: glucose-1-phosphate adenylyltransferase activity. NCBI's taxonomy places the organism in Eukaryota, Viridiplantae, Streptophyta, Magnoliopsida, Proteales, Proteaceae. The record is from RefSeq and is a predicted model, not a curated record. Gene Ontology annotation, biological process: glycogen biosynthetic process.